UCCGGUACGGAUCGUAAAAAUAUUUCGGAAACUAUGGCCGCCAUGCGAUCCGUAAUCGUUUUCAUUAUUUUGCUAAAAGUGCUCCUUAUGAUCUACCUGAUAACUCCUGGUAAAACGGAUUUCGCGGAGGAGCCCUUAUUAAAGGAAGAAAAAUAUUCGGAAAAUCCCACAAAUGAAGAACACUUGAUGGACUUUGUAAACUUCUCAUAUACGAUAGAGCAACCAUCUUGUGGAGUGGAGACCCAAGGAUUAAUCCUCAUCCACACGGCUCCAGAUCACUUUGGAAAGCGUUCAGUGAUAAGAGAAACCUGGGGUAACUUCAGUGCCGACCAAGACUCUCCCCUGCGGUUGAUAUUUGCCCUGGGAGCCGUUCAAAAUGAUUCAUUGCAAACAUCGCUGAUUGAGGAACAGACCCUGUUCGGGGAUCUACUCCAGGGGAACUUUAUGGACACUUAUGUGAAUAUAACGUACAAGCAUGUGAUGGUUCUCAAGUGGUUCAAUUCGCACUGCAACCACGCCAAGUUGCUGAUGAAAAUCGAUGACGACAUAUUUGUGAAUACCAGGCUACUAUUGGAUAAUCUAAUGGAACAAGUGGAAGCCCCUAAAACAAUCCUUUCUUAUACUCUCAGGCGGAAAGAGAAGGUGUUAUUGUGUUCAAAGAAUCCCAAUCCCCGAGUGAUACGAUCCUAUAAAUCCAAGUGGCGCGUGAGUUUCAAAGAAUAUCCCGAUAGUCAUUACCCGGACUUUUGUCCGGGCUUCACGGUAAUUUAUAGCCCAGAUGUGGCCAAGAGGCUGUACGAGGAGGUCCAGCAAUCACCCUACUUUCGACUGGACGACGUCUACAUCACGGGAAUAAUGUCGAAACGUGCGAAUAUCACGAUCACUGACCUCAAGCCCUAUAUCCUGUAUCCCGGAAAGACGAAGAUGAAGUUGAUGAGCGGCGAAGUGCCAGUGUCAGCGAUGGAACUUCUGGUGUCCUGGCACCAAAUCGAAGCCAAGGAGAUGAGAACUCUGUGGACCUUGUUCGCCGGCGGCCAGUAAUCGGAUUCAAGAGCCGAGGCCCCGGGCCUCCUUCAAUCUCCCAGCUCUCCAAUUCAUUGCGAGUCAAGAGCGUUCAAUUUCCUUCGGGGAACUUGCCCUCAUCAAUAUAAAUCACAACAAAGGGCCCUUGGCAACUGGCUUUUGACAUUGUUUACCUCAUCAGUUCGUGGAGUCCCUUACAUCUCCUUGACUGAUGUUCCCAUCCAUUGUUUUUUGGCCAGUCGGAAGCGACUGUUGCCGGCUUGACUUUUGAUGGAUGCGUUGCAGGCAGCUGUUUUUGGCCAACAAUGGAGCCGGAAUAGGGCCAGUGAUGUCCGGACACUCAAGUUCAUAUUUUCGGGGCUAUGAACUUGGCUAAGUGAGGAGUACAUAUCACUCUUAGCCUUCUGUCAGCAUCAACAGAUGUGUUUUUGAUUAAAAUCUCAUAAGGAGCUGUUAUUUUUCAACAAAUAUUUAAGCCUUAAAUUAUUUAAAAACUGAAAAGUUAUGUGGUAUAUAAAAUAUUUCAAAAAUUCAUUGUGCUCGGUAUAUGCGAAUUUUAAUUUAAUUAAAAUCUUACCUAUAGUAUUUAUUAUAAUCGUAAAUUGCAGGACACUGUAAACUUCAAGUUACUCCAAGAUAAACAUACUUCUGCUGAGAAUAAUUAAUGUAAUUUUCAUUAAUGAAUAAAAAGAAAACCCUGAGCUACCUCUUGAAUAGUUACUAGUUUUCAAAAUAAUUUAAUAAUACCCAAAGCACCCAAUAAUUUAAAUGUUUCGUUGUCAAGCCGUGACAUUAAGCUCAAUUUGUGAUUUGUGCUUAUCUCAUUGGCCAUAUCUUGUUCGCAGUUUUCUAUCGCCACACUAAAGUUUCCAUUGAGGUUGGCAAUUUGAAUUGCAAAACGAAAACGAAGCCGACGCUUAUCUACUGGUAUUUAUCUUUGACGGUAGCCGGCUAGGUAAAUAUUGUCCCGGGCAUGAGCACUCGGUUAUCUCACAGUUUGUAUCUGAUUCUGUAUCUAUGUCGUUGUCUGACAUUCCCUGGCCAAAACAGCUGCAGGCCAAAGUGUCAAAAUAUGCACAAUCUGGUGUUGCAUGUAUGCAAAUUAUGUCACUUUAAUACCAGAUUCUUUUUAAUUUUCUUCAGAUAGACAAUCAGAAUGUUGUAAUACCUCAGAGCUAUUAAGAAGAAUAAUCGUAUAAUUAUAAUUUAAAUAUGUAAUAGUAUCAUUUAAUGCUUAAUUCAUUUAUUUGUAAUUAAAACAACAAAGAAAAGAAAACAAUCAAAGGCAAUUGCUUAAGUUAUCUUGAAUAACUGACCCCAAAAAAUAUGAUAUCUUUCACUAAUUAAAUUGAUUGUCACGUAAACAAUGACCUUGCUGUUUUUAUCCAUUCAUGAUAUUUUUAAUUAAGUUUUUAAUCUAAGGCUUUUUGAAAUUUUGAAGAUAAUUUAAGAACCUUAUCAAUUACAUGAAGCCACAAAUUAAAAAUAAACCCACCUUAGGAUGUACUUUUAAUAAGACACAGACAUUUUUACUAGUACUUACUACAUAAUGAAAAAUGUUUUAAAACCGAACAAGAAACUAAAUAAAAUUUAAAACGAGUAUUAAA
Messenger RNA from Drosophila kikkawai, 2630 nucleotides. RefSeq names its product beta-1,3-galactosyltransferase 5-like. The record is from RefSeq and is a predicted model, not a curated record. Gene Ontology annotation, molecular function: hexosyltransferase activity. Gene Ontology annotation, cellular component: Golgi membrane. Lineage: Eukaryota; Metazoa; Arthropoda; Insecta; Diptera; Drosophilidae.